CCCCGUAAGACACUACGCACCUCCAAAUUCUAUAUGAUUUUUCCAAUCAUUUCAUUUAUACGACCUGCAAAUAAGAUAAGAUCUUGGCUCGCCCUACAAAAAAACAACUAUAUGCCCUAUAAACUUGCUUGCUUCUUCGAAUCUCGAAAUAACAUAUAGAAAGUGUUUCUGUGAUGAGACCAUUCUCGAUCGAUAAAUGCGAUAGGAGCCUAUGUGUUUCACGGGCAGCCGGCCAAUAGGGGAAGGUUGUGAAUCCGGCGAACCGACCGCUUUAAGAACGUGAUUGUCUUCUCUCACUCAGUUAUCAAUUGACAAAGAUGACCCAUUCUUUUUCGCCCUAAAAACGACAAUGGUAUGGUACUUUUUCUUCCAAUCGAGAUUGUGUGGGUGUCCGCUCAUGUUCACGUUACAUGCUAAAUAAGGCUUUCGUUGGAAAAACCAACGCCGACGUCAAGAUCAGUCUCCUUUCCUUUCUCUUUUCGGGAGCAGAGCUGAAAAAGAUGGGAAAUUCCAAUGAUUCUUCGUUCAUUAUCAUGUCGAUUCCUCACAAUCGCUCUUUGUGAUGCUGCGGAACCAUGGCAAUUAGGAUCUCAAGACGCAGCAACACCUAUGAUGCAAGGAAUCAUUGACUUACAUCACGAUAUCUUUUUCUUCCUCAUUCUUAUUUUGGUUUUCGUAUCACGGAUGUUGGUUCGCGCUUUAUGGCAUUUCAACGAGCAAACUAAUCCAAUCCCACAAAGGAUUGUUCAUGGAACUACUAUCGAAAUUAUUCGGACCAUAUUUCCAAGUGUCAUUCUUUUGUUCAUUGCUAUACCAUCGUUUGCUCUGUUAUACUCAAUGGACGGGGUAUUAGUAGAUCCAGCCAUUACUAUCAAAGCUAUUGGACAUCAAUGGUAUCGGACUUAUGAGUAUUCGGACUAUAACAGUUCCGAUGAACAGUCACUCACUUUUGACAGUUAUACGAUUCCAGAAGAUGAUCCAGAAUUGGGUCAAUCACGUUUAUUAGAAGUUGACAAUAGAGUGGUUGUACCAGCCAAAACUCAUCUACGUAUGAUUGUAACACCCGCUGAUGUACCUCAUAGUUGGGCUGUACCUUCCUCAGGUGUCAAAUGUGAUGCUGUACCUGGUCGUUCAAAUCUUACCUCCAUCUCGGUACAACGAGAAGGAGUUUACUAUGGUCAGUGCAGUGAGAUUCGUGGAACUAAUCAUGCCUUUACGCCUAUCGUCGUAGAAGCAGUGACUUUGAAAGAUUAUGCGGAUUGGGUAUCCAAUCAAUUAAUCCUCCAAACCAACUAAACCGGGGAAGCUGAAGCGGAAAUGCAAUUCUCGGGUGAGGGAAGGGGGAAGCUCCAGGAAGGCUUCGCUCGCUCGCUCAAAAAGCUCUAACGCUCGUUUACGAGUGGAGUGCAUAAGCCCUUAUUGAAGUAGGGUGAGGCCUUACUACACGAGCUCGUAAGUCAAGCACGGAACGAGCCUUGUCUACGAAGCUUCGCUUCAUCAUCUUGCUUGCUUCUGGCGAAGCUUAACGCACUAUAACAUAGGCAUGCAUGAUGGUAUGGUAGGAAGACUCCUUUUAAGGCCGACCACUACAUAGGAGCGAUAGGAAGCCAAGCCGUCAAAAGGAAAGGCGAGCAGCCCUUAUUGCAAUAGCAAACGGCCUACUUAUAGCCCUAU
This is a messenger RNA of Triticum urartu, 1674 nucleotides long. The record is from RefSeq and is a predicted model, not a curated record. NCBI's taxonomy places the organism in Eukaryota, Viridiplantae, Streptophyta, Magnoliopsida, Poales, Poaceae.